Helianthus annuus (common sunflower) is the source of this 761-nucleotide messenger RNA. Its product is annotated as dynamin-related protein 1C-like. The transcript has 3 exons. Bases 1 to 579 code for a protein of 192 amino acids. Gene Ontology annotation, cellular component: membrane; cytoplasm; microtubule. The record is from RefSeq and is a predicted model, not a curated record. Gene Ontology annotation, molecular function: microtubule binding; GTPase activity. NCBI's taxonomy places the organism in Eukaryota, Viridiplantae, Streptophyta, Magnoliopsida, Asterales, Asteraceae.
AUGAAUCGUGUCCAAAAGUUGGUUUCUUUUAUUAUAGUAGAUAGAUUUACGCUAGCGGCUAGUCUACGCCUUUUGUCCACCGUCGGAUUUGAACCCUCACCAAUUAGAGAGGGACAACUUAUUCCAACAUUGUGGAAAUUUGUCUCAAAGGCAGAUGGUUAUCAGCCACAUUUAAUUGCUCCCGAACAAGAUUAUAGACGACUUAUUGAGGGAUCAUUGAAUUGUUUUAGGGGACCAGCUGAAGCUUCUGUAGAUGCAGUGCAUUUUGUCCUAAGAGAACUCGUGAGGAAGUCAAUUGGAGAAACUGAGGAACUAAGGCGGUUUGCAACCCUGCAAUCCGCUCUUGCUGCUGCUGGUGAAGCAUUGGAAAAGUUCCGUGACGAGAGUAAAAAGACAGUCGUUAGAUUGGUAGAAAUGGAGUCUUCAUAUCUGACUGUCGAUUUCUUCCAGAAGCUUCCCCAAGAAGGGGAGAAAAUGGGGCCGACUCCUUCACCUGGAGACCGUAGAACCUCAUCUGCUGACCGCAGAAAUCCACCUGGUUCAGACUGUGGAAUCCCCCGACCAUUUGAAUCCAUCUGACCCAUUACUGGAUCGAUAUGCAGAGGCACAUUUUAGAAGAAUCGGGUCAAAUGUUUCAUCCUAUAUUGGUAUGGUAUCAGAUACACUCAGGAACACAAUUCUAAAAGCAGUUGUUUAUUGGUAUGGUAUCAGAUACACUUGCAUGGAUAUUUAAAACAAUGGCAUCAAAAUCUUUAAAACAC